GAAUACCUAUCAACUUGACAAUCAACUUCUGCUGUAAACAAAUAUUUUUGGUUAUUCUUAUCUCAAGAAAUUUCAUAAUUCUUAUCUACUACCGGUCAUAAUCAUAAAUUAUUGUUAUUUAGUACAGUUGUGUGUUAUUAUCAAAUAUACUGCAUGAGUGAUCUGUGAUUCUGUGAUCGUAAAAAAAGAAUUGGUUGUUUUUGUUUUUGCUUCUAUGAUGAAUACCAUGGAUUAUUCAAAUAAAAAGGACCCAACACUGUUCAGUAAUAUAUUGGGAAUAGUAUUGAACAUAUUUUUUCCAAUCAAAAUGUUGUUAAGGCUUUAUUCACUGUGCAUUUUAAUGGUGGAUAUUGGAUGGGUAUUGCUGAACGCAAUCUGUGCAGUUUUACAAGCUGUUUACGAACUAUUUAAACCACCACCAUUAAAAUCGGUCCGGUUAGAAACUGCCUUGGUUAUUGGUGCUGGACGAGGGGUAGGCCGCGAACUGUCUAUACAACUUGCUAGCUUGGGAGCAAUAGUUGUGUGUGUGGACAAAAACAGUUCUUCCAAUGAGGCCACCGUAGAACUAAUAAAAAAGAAAGGUGGUACUGCUAUCAGCUACAAAUGUGAUAUCACCAAGAGACAAAAUGUCCACACUUUAGCCACUCAGCUGAAAAAAGAUCUAGGGUUUGUCAGUAUGUUGUUCUAUUGUUGUGGAAUUCCAAGUCCAAGGUCAUUGAUGACUCAGCCUCCACAGGACAUUCAUGAGACGCUCGAUUUGACACUAACUUCAUAUUUUUGGCUAAUUGAUCACUUCCUGCCUGAUAUGAAAGCUAAGAAUCAUGGGCAUAUUGUUGCUCUAACAUCUGUUGCUGGACUAAGCUAUAUCAAAGAUCAGAUGCCACUAAGUGUUGCCCAGUUUGCAGUUCAAGGACUUGCAGAAUCUCUUACAGAAGACCUAAGAGUAAACAAAAUAGAUGGAGUACAUGUGACACUUACACAUAUUUAUCCAUUUAUUGUCAGUGACGAAAGUGCUGAAAUAAGACUAAGAAUUCCAAGUUAUUUUGGAACAAUGACUCCAAACAAGGCAGCAACGUCAAUUCUUGACAGUGUGCGUCGGAAUUACUUUGAAGCAUCAGUGCCAAAUCAUCUUUUGUACCUCGGUCACCUUUUACGUAUCUUACCACGAAAAGCUACAGUGCUUAUCAGGGAUUUACUCGAUACUGGAGUGGACUUUGCAUGACGAAUUUCGUAAUUUAUUUUAUCUUUUUAUUAUACUUACGUCAUAAUCAAUGAUUGUACAUUGAUUGUAUUGUGUUUUAGAAUAAGGAUAGUAGAGCACAAAAUCGUAUUAAUUUGUCAUAUUUUUUUAUUGUAUUUUAUGAUGCAUUUGUUCAGCAAUAAAACUAUAAUUCUGAUAGAUUAGGUAGUAGGUACGACUAUUUUAGAUUGUCAAGGUCCCUGCAAACCUUUAUGAGCACCAAUUAUUAUAAUAUGUAAAAUAUGAUCUGCUCCUUCAUAAAAAUGAAUUUACAUACAGUUUCUUGAUGCUCCACUAAUAUAGGUACAUAAUUGUUAAGUUUGUUAAGUGAUACAAUAUGAUUUGGUAAAAUAUGAUUACAAUGCAUUUUGCUCAAUUGAAAUUGUGAAAAAGACUUAUGGUAUAUGUUCCUCGUCAUAUUUGUUACUAAGCGCGGGAAAUAUAUCAUUUAUGCUGUUUAGAUAUUAAACUACUUAGAUAUAUUUAUUUUAUUAAAAUUCUACUAUUUUUGAUAAACAUUUACAAAAUUGGUGAUUUACUUUUUGAAAAUUUG
Molecule: messenger RNA, 1793 nt
Organism: Spodoptera litura
Lineage: Eukaryota; Metazoa; Arthropoda; Insecta; Lepidoptera; Noctuidae
Product: epidermal retinol dehydrogenase 2
Cellular component (GO): lipid droplet
Molecular function (GO): oxidoreductase activity, acting on the CH-OH group of donors, NAD or NADP as acceptor
Source: RefSeq, a predicted model, not a curated record